Coturnix japonica (Japanese quail) is the source of this 1654-nucleotide messenger RNA. Lineage: Eukaryota; Metazoa; Chordata; Aves; Galliformes; Phasianidae. The record is from RefSeq and is a predicted model, not a curated record.
CCGCGGGGCGGAGCGAUGCGGCCGGGAUGGGAGCGGGGCGGGUCGGUGUCGGGGCGUGCCGGGAUGGGAGCGGGGCGGGGGCGGCCCGAGAGCGGCGGGUACCGGGCGGUUACCACGGCGAUGGGCAGGAAGCGCUCACCACGUGCUGACGUCUCCGGGCAUCCGGUACGGUACGGCACGGCGCGGUACGGUACAGCACGGAUCAUGAGACCCGACGACGCCAACAUCGCGGGCAACGUGCACGGCGGCACCGUGCUGAAAAUGAUCGAGGAGGCGGGAGCCAUCAUCAGCACCCGGCACUGCAACUCCGGGCAGGGGGAGCCCUGUGUGGCUGCGUUGGCACGCGUGGAGCGGACGGACUUCCUGUCACCCAUGUGCAUCGGGGAGGUGGCCAACGUCAGCGCCGAGAUCACCUACACCUCCAAGCACUCCGUGGAAGUGCAGGUCAACGUCAUGUCUGAGAAUAUCUUGACAGGGGCAAAGAAGGUGACGAACAAAGCGACGCUGUGGUACGUGCCGCUGUCCCUGAAGAAUGUGAACAAGGUGGUGGAGGUGCCCCCCAUCCAGUACAUGCACAAGGAGCAGGAGGAUGAGGGCAGGAAACGCUACGAGGAGCAGAAGCUGGACAGGCUGGAGACCAAGCAGAGGAAUGGCGACGUGAUCCUCCCAGUGAUCAACCCAGAUAGGCAGAUGAAAGAGCCGCACACGGUGGGUUACAGCCAGUCCAGCCUGAUCCACCUGGUGGGCCCGUCGGACUGCACGCUGCUGGGCUUUGUGCAUGGAGGGGUCACCAUGAAGCUGAUGGAUGAGGUCGCUGGGAUCGUGGCCGCCCGUCACUGCAAAACCAACAUCGUCACCGCCUCCGUGGACGCCAUCAACUUCCAUGAGAAGAUCAAGAAAGGCAGCGUCAUCACCAUCUCGGGGCGCAUGACCUUCACGAGCAAUAAGUCCAUGGAGAUCGAAGUGUUUGUGGACGCCGACCCGUUUGUGGAUGAGCCGCAGGAGCGGUACCGAGCCGUCAGCGCCUUCUUCACCUACGUGUCGCUCAGCAAGGAGGGGAAGCCGCUGCCGGUGCCCCAGCUGCUGACGGAGAGCGAGGAGGAGAAGAGGCGCUUCGAGGAGGGGAAGGGCCGGUACCUGCAGACGAAAGCCAAGCGGCAGGCGCAGAUGAUGCAGCAGGCGCAGAUGAUGCAGCAGGCUGCCCAGCACUGACGGCCCCGCGCCGCUCAGCCCGACCUCCCCGUCCCCAUUCGUGUUGUGUUGCGUGUGCGGGGCCUCGUGUUGCGGCCGUGCCGCCGGAGCGGGGCUCGUGUGCGGGUCUGGUGCCGCCUCCCAGCCCGUGGUUCGGGUGGCUCAUCCCGCAUCCCUCGGUGGUUCUGAGCCCCGGUUGCUGCUUUAAUCCGCCUGUGCCGGAGCGAUGCGGGCGCACGUGGCAGCAGGAGGGACGCACGAGGCCUCGAGUCUUUGUGAUGCUGUAUGUCCUACAAACGUACACCAAAGCUUAUUUAUGAUACUCGCAGCUCUAAACGCGACCAAGUAUUGUAUUGAAUGUCUCAGCCCGUUCCAUUGAAAUCUCUAGGUAGUUUCUCUGUGCGCAUUCCAGUUAUUUAAGGAAUACUGUGACAUAAAUAAAGUCUGUCAUCUUUGACUGAAA